This is a messenger RNA of Rhododendron vialii, 834 nucleotides long. Its product is annotated as mitochondrial metalloendopeptidase OMA1-like. NCBI's taxonomy places the organism in Eukaryota, Viridiplantae, Streptophyta, Magnoliopsida, Ericales, Ericaceae. Gene Ontology annotation, cellular component: membrane. The record is from RefSeq and is a predicted model, not a curated record. The coding region runs from base 1 to 834 and encodes 277 amino acids. The transcript is spliced from 6 exons. Gene Ontology annotation, molecular function: metalloendopeptidase activity.
AUGGAUGAAAGAUUGAAGGGGUAUAGAAGUAGAAAAGAGAAGAAGCCUUUGGAGGAACAAUUGAGUAGUGGAAGUGAUCAGUUAGUUUGUCAUAAGACUAAGGAAAGGAUUCAAAAGAAGGCCAGGAAAUUCGGUUGGAGAUUUGCUACUAAGCAUUUGGAUGGUUUGAAUUGGGAAGUGAUGGUGGUAGAUAGUUAUACUUCCAAUGCUUGUUACAUACCAAAUGGUAAGAUUGUGAUCUUCACUGGGUUGGUUAACAAACUUAAAUCUGAUGCAGAGGUAGCAGCCGUUCUUGGGCAUGAGGUUGGGCACGGAAUAGCUCGGCAUAUCACAGAAAAUUUGUUCAGAAUUUUGUGGGUUCUCAUUUCGCUGAUCCUCUGUCCACUACCUGAUGAAAUUGGUCCUCAAUUCCACCCAAUCAACUUCUUGUUAUUCUUCAUCUCCAGGAGGAGAGAAAUGGAAGCAGACUACAUAGGGAUGAUGUUAAUGGCUUCAGUCGGGUAUGACCCUCGAGUGGCACCAGGAGUUGAGUUGAAGAUUGAUGACAGCGACCAUCACAAUGUAUUCUCAACUCAUCCAUGCGGACGUAAGAGAGCAAAGAAGCUGGAAAAUGCUGAAGUGAUGGAUCAAGCAAUGGCCAUAUACAAGGAUAGAACCGGAGCAAUCCGGACCGUGUACACUACCCGUGAGACUGAUGAAAGGCACCAUGUCACACUGGCCUCCAUUGAUGAAGCACAAGCGAUUACAUUUUCAUCAGAUAUAGAAUGUAAGCACAAGCGAUUACAUUCUCGUCUCAUGUCGAACACUAUGUUCGAACAAGAUCGCAUCUCAUGA